Messenger RNA from Trichophyton verrucosum HKI 0517, 114 nucleotides. RefSeq lists its product as uncharacterized. The record is from RefSeq and is a predicted model, not a curated record. The annotation marks the transcript as partial. The transcript has a single exon. NCBI's taxonomy places the organism in Eukaryota, Fungi, Ascomycota, Eurotiomycetes, Onygenales, Arthrodermataceae.
AGGGAAAAAACCGAAGAAGAGGAAGAAGAAGAAGAAGAAGAGAGACAAAAGGACCAGCCACUUCCGAGAAAGAUCCUUUUUCUUUUCUUUUCUGCUAUUUAUUUAUUUACCUGA